AUGAUUAGUGAUAGAUUUAUUAAUAUUAAUAAACUAAAUGAAUUAAAUAAGGACAGAAACAACGUUUUUAGCAACACUGACCCAGACUAUGACACUAACAACGGCAACAACAACAACAACAACAUCAACAACAACAUCAACCACAACAGUAACAAUGUUGCAACGACCACACGUGACUACACAAAACAACCGCAAUCUCACAACUCGAAUCUUCCAACUACAAAGCAAAAGAACGUCAAAAAUAAGCAAGAACUUAUUCGCAAUAUUUGUUUCAACGUAUGCCUGAGUUGUAGAUUGAAAGUGACCAAUCAUAUUCUUCUCAUCGUGCACUCCAUUAAAAGUCAGAACCACAAUGACAUCACAUUAUAUUUGUCACGUAGUUCUAAACUGACAACCGCCAUAUAG
Messenger RNA from Helobdella robusta, 405 nucleotides. RefSeq lists its product as hypothetical. Lineage: Eukaryota; Metazoa; Annelida; Clitellata; Rhynchobdellida; Glossiphoniidae. Bases 1 to 405 code for a protein of 134 amino acids. The transcript has 3 exons. The record is from RefSeq and is a predicted model, not a curated record.